This is a messenger RNA of Budorcas taxicolor (takin), 2157 nucleotides long. RefSeq names its product NEDD4 binding protein 3 (gene N4BP3). NCBI's taxonomy places the organism in Eukaryota, Metazoa, Chordata, Mammalia, Artiodactyla, Bovidae. The record is from RefSeq and is a predicted model, not a curated record. The coding region runs from base 1 to 1632 and encodes 543 amino acids. Gene Ontology annotation, cellular component: cytoplasmic vesicle. The transcript has 4 exons.
AUGGCCACAGCCCCAGGCCCUGCCGGCAUUGCCAUGGGCAGCGUGAGCAGCCUGUUGGAACGGCAAGACUUUUCCCCUGAAGAGCUACGGGCGGCACUCGCAGGGUCUCGGGGCUCCCGCCAGCCUGAUGGGCUCCUCCGGAAAGGCUUGGGCCAGCGCGAGCUCCUCAGCUACCUGCACCUUCCCAAGAAGGAUGGCAAGACCACCAAGCGGGCCCCUCGGAAUGAGCCUGCCGACUAUGCCACCCUCUACUACCGGGAACACCCUCGGGCUGGUGACUUCAGCAAGACCUCGCUGCCUGAACGGGGGCGUUUUGACAAGUGUCGCAUUCGCCCAUCAGUAUUCAAGCCGGCCUCGGGCACCGGGAAAGGCUUCCUGUCCAUGCAGAGCCUGGCGGCCCACAAGGGCCAGAAGCUGUGGCGCAGCAAUGGCAGCCUGCACACGCUGGCCUGCCACCCACCCCUGAGCCCUGGGCCCCGGGCCAGCCAGGCCCAGGCCCGUGCCCAGCUGCUGCACGCCCUCAGCCUGGAUGAGGGCGGCCCCGAGCCCGAGCCCAGUCUGUCUGAUUCCUCCAGCGGGGGCAGCUUUGGCCGCAGUCCCAGCACUGGCCCCGACCCCUUCAGCUCCUCCCUGGGCCACAUUAACCAUCUUGGGGGCUCCCUGGACCGGGCCUCACGGGGUUCCAAGGAGGUUGGGCCACUGGCUCUGCUGAACUGCCUGCCCGAACCACCGCCCCCCUACGAAUUCUCCUGCCCCGUCACCGAGGACAUGGGGGCUGUGGUGCCGGACACCUGUGAAGAGCUCAAAAGGGGCCUGGGUGAGGAGGAUGGUGCCAGCCCCUUCACACAGGUGUUGGAAGAGCGCCAGCGGCUAUGGCUGGCUGAGCUGAAGCGCCUCUACCUGGAGCGACUGCACGAGGUGACCCAGAAGGCCGAGCGUAGUGAGCGCAACCUCCAGCUGCAGCUGUUCAUGGCCCAGCAGGAGCAGCGGCGCCUACGCAAGGAGCUGCGAGCACAGCAGGGCCUGGGCCCAGAACCCCGGCCACCAAGCAGCCUCCCAGAGGCCGAUCCUAGUGCGCGAGCAGAGGAGGAAGCCCGCUGGGAGGUGUGCCAGAAAACAGCGGAGAUCAGCCUCCUGAAGCAGCAGCUGCGGGAAGCCCAGGCGGAACUGGCUCAGAAGCUAGCUGAGAUCUUCAGCCUGAAGACACAACUUCGGGGCAGCCGGGCCCAGGCCCAGGCCCAGGAUGCAGAACUGGCCCGGCUGCGAGAGGCCGUGCGGAGCCUGCAGGAGCAGGCCCCUCGGGAGGAGGCCCCAGGCAGCUGUGAGACCGAUGACUGCAAGAGCAGGGGGCUGCUGGGGGAGGUGGGAGGCGGUGAGGCCAGAGAUGGGGCUGAGCAGCUGCGGGCCCAGCUCCUGCAGGAGCGGCUCCGAGGCCAGGAGCAGGCGCUGCGCUUUGAGCAGGAGCGGCGGACGUGGCAGGAGGAAAAGGAGCGGGUGCUGCGCUACCAGCGGGAGAUCCAGGGUGGCUACAUGGACAUGUAUCGCCGCAACCAGGUGCUGGAACAGGAGCUGCGGGCGCUGCGGGAGCCCCCUGCGCCCUGGAGCCCUCGGCUUGAGUCCUCCAAGAUCUGAGGCCCUCGGAGCAAGCUGACAGCAGAAGCACUGUCAGAAGAUGGCUUGGACAAGCCCACCCUGAGAUGGCCAGCUCCUUCCUUACAUUGGUCUGGGGUGGAAGCUGCUGAGACCAGCCAGGGAUGGAGAGGCUGGCCGAGAGGAGGGGUCCAGUGGGGCUGUGGGCUGGAUGGGGUGCCAGUAGCAGGAGGAGCCAGGGCAAGGUCCCCCUGGCUGAGGAGUCUCCAGGUAGAGCCCAGCCCUGGAGUAAGUGUGGCCCAGGAAAGGAGGUUUGAAGUGAAGAGCCCUGUGAAGCGAAAAGGGCCAGUGUGAGGAGGGGAGGCUGGGAUGGGAACUUUGGCCUCCCCAGAAUAAAAUCACAUUUUCUACGAGGAAUUACCAGGUGAUAACGUCAGGCCUGUCUCUGGCCUGAGUGCAGAGGACUUUGGAGGGUCUGGGUUGGGGCUGUUGGCCUGGACUGCAGCUCCACCAUGUCCAUGAUCGGCGGGCAGGGUGUACCCUGCACCUCUGUGUGCAGCUGCUGGA